UUCAACGCCAUUGAAGAAUGCUUCAAGAACUUUUCAUUUUGUUCUUCUUGUUCUUGUUUUGCUUAGGGAAUUCUUCUGUAAAUGCUUUGCUUACUGCAAAAGGUGUCAACUAUGAAGUGCAAGCCCUGAUGGCCAUCAAAGCUGCUCUGAAAGACCCUCAUUCUGUUCUUAAUUGGGAUGAAAAUGCUGUGGAUCCAUGUAGCUGGACCAUGAUCACCUGUUCUCCACAGAAACUCGUCAUUACCUUAGGAGCUCCUAGUCAGAACUUGUCGGGUACCCUGUCGCCGAGCGUCGGAAAUUUGACAAAUCUUCAGUCGGUGCUUCUACAGUACAACAAUAUAUCAGGAACAAUCCCAAUGGAGCUUGGGAACAUACCUGGCCUUGCCACUCUUGAUCUUUCAAGCAAUGCCUUCCAUGGACAAAUUCCCACUUCUUUCUCCCAUCUUAAGAGUCUUCAAUAUCUGAGGCUAAAUAAUAACAGUCUUUCUGGGGCUAUUCCUUCAUCUUUGGCCAACAUGACUCAGCUGGCAUUGCUGGAUCUGUCUUGUAAUAAUCUGAGUGGCCCAUUGCCCAGAUUGCUACCUAAAACCUACAACCUUGCUGGGAAUUCGCUCAUUUGCUCGCUUGGGUCCGAGCAUAGCUGCAAUGGCACUGCUCCACCUCUCUUAUUUCCAAUAAGUUGUUUUGUGUUUCACAAUGUCCAAGCAGCACCUUCUGGGAGAUCCAAGAGCCACAGAUUAGCCUUAGCUUUUGGCUCAAGCCUUGGAUGCGUUGUUCUGCUGACUGUUGGGUUAGGCUGCUUUAUUUGGUGGAGGCAACGACACAACCAGCAGAUUUUCUUUGAUGUUAAUGAUCAACGAUUUGAAGAAGUUUGCCUUGGGAACCUAAGGAUUUUCCAGUUCAGAGAGCUUCAAGCUGCCACAAAUAACUUCAGCAGUAAAAACUUGGUGGGAAAGGGUGGGUUUGGGUAUGUGUACAAAGGGUACCUUCAAGAUGGUACAGUUGUAGCUGUGAAGAGGCUAAAAGAUGGAAAUGCUAUCAGAGGAGAAAUCCAAUUCCAGACUGAAGUUGAGAUGAUCAGCCUAGCUGUGCACCGGAACCUCCUCCGUCUUUACGGGUUCUGUACGACAACCUCAGAGAGACUGUUGGUUUACCCCUAUAUGUCCAACGGCAGUGUCGCAUCCCGUCUCAAAGCAAAGCCAGCUCUGGAUUGGAGCGCGAGGAAAAGAAUAGCAUUGGGUGCAGCAAGAGGGUUGCUGUAUCUGCAUGAGCAGUGUGACCCUAAGAUCAUACAUAGGGAUGUUAAGGCUGCAAAUAUAUUGCUUGAUGAUUACUGCGAGGCUGUGGUGGGAGAUUUCGGACUGGCAAAGCUGUUGGAUCACAGAGAUUCACAUGUGACAACUGCUGUACGCGGAACUGUUGGCCAUAUAGCUCCUGAGUAUCUCUCCACUGGCCAAUCUUCUGAGAAGACUGAUGUCUUUGGAUUUGGAAUCCUUCUUCUUGAGCUGAUCACUGGACAGAGAGCUCUUGAAUUUGGAAAAGCUGCUAAUCAGAAAGGAGCCAUGCUUGAUUGGGUAAAGAAAAUUAACCAAGAAAAGAAGCUUGAAAUACUAGUUGACAAGGAUCUAAGGAAAACUUACGACUGGAUCGAGCUUGAAGAAAUGGUUCAAGUAGCUCUCUUAUGUACGCAGUACCUUACAACCACCAGACCUAAGAUGUCUGAAGUGGUCAGAAUGCUUGAAGGGGAUGGACUUGCAGAGAAAUGGGAAGCUUCUCAGAGGGCAGAUGCAAACAGGUACAGAGUCAACGAAUUCUCCUCUUCCGGGCAAUAUUCUGAUCUUACAGAUGAUUCUUCCUUGCUUGCACAAGCCAUGGAGCUUUCUGGACCAAGAUGAUGGUUAUACAGUUCUUAUUUCUUUGAUACAAAGAAUCCCAGCAUGUAUUUUCCUGUAUAUUAUCAAAGUGAAUCUGUCAUAUGUCAGCCUCAUGUUGAGGCUUCUGUGUUGGUGGAGGUACUCGUAAUUGUACAGUCCGAGUUCUCGAGCUCGUAAUAGUAAUACUGGAUUGAGUUUUGCUCCUGCAUUUUCUGGUAAUUCAA
This is a messenger RNA of Cucurbita pepo subsp. pepo (vegetable marrow), 2098 nucleotides long. Its product is annotated as protein CLAVATA3 INSENSITIVE RECEPTOR KINASE 5. The record is from RefSeq and is a predicted model, not a curated record. NCBI's taxonomy places the organism in Eukaryota, Viridiplantae, Streptophyta, Magnoliopsida, Cucurbitales, Cucurbitaceae. Gene Ontology annotation, molecular function: protein kinase activity; ATP binding; protein binding. Gene Ontology annotation, biological process: protein phosphorylation.